Chrysoperla carnea is the source of this 1099-nucleotide messenger RNA. RefSeq names its product pancreatic lipase-related protein 2-like. Gene Ontology annotation, molecular function: lipase activity. The record is from RefSeq and is a predicted model, not a curated record. Bases 17 to 1099 code for a protein of 360 amino acids. Lineage: Eukaryota; Metazoa; Arthropoda; Insecta; Neuroptera; Chrysopidae. The transcript has 6 exons. Gene Ontology annotation, biological process: lipid metabolic process.
CGUAUGCACUGUCGAAAUGUUCUUUAUUGGGAUAUUAUUAUUAGCGAUUUCUCAAAUUCAAGCGGAAAAUAGUAGUGAUGUGAUUAAAUCAGAAUUGACUAGAAAAUAUCCGGGAUAUGGGAAAACAUGGAUGUUUUUUCCGGAUGGUGAAGGAAAUCCAACACCUUUAAUUUUAAAUCCAGAAGCUGUUGAUAUUGACACUGAAAUGAUGUCUCAUAGUAUGGCUAAAGCUGCUGAUUCGGCAGCAACGCGAACUGAAUUCCAUUUAUAUACCAGGCAAAAUAAAGAAGAGUACUUUGAACUUCAAAUAGAUGAUGAAGAUAGAUUGAAGGUCUCUAACUUCGAUCCAUCCAAAGACACUAAAUUUAUAACACAUGGUUGGAGAUCGAGUGGACGUGUUGAUUCUUGCAAAAAGCUUAAAGAUGCUUUUCUACAGAGAGAAGAUGUAAAUGUGAUAAUAGUUGAUUGGUCGGACUUAGCAUCAAAUAUCAUAUAUCCCGUUGCAAAAACGUAUACGAAAAAUGUAGGAGAGUACUAUGCCGAAAUGAUUGAUUUUUUGGUGGAUAAUGGUGCAAAAACUGAUCAAAUGCAUUUAAUUGGUCAUAGUUUAGGUGCUCAUGUUUCUGGUGUUGCUGGAAAUUCAACCAAAAAAGGCAAAGUUCACAGAAUUACAGGUUUGGAUCCAGCUAUGCCACUUUUUGAGUCAAUGGCAUACAACGAAGAUCGUUUAGAUGAAGGAGAUGCUUUUUUCGUGGAUACUGUUCACACUUGUGCAGGCAUACUUGGAUUUUCGGGUGCAUUAGGUCAUGUCGAUUUAUAUGCGAAUGGUGGAAGUGCACCACAACCUGGAUGUGGAGGUUUUUGGGAAUUUGUCGAGGCUUGCAGCCAUGGACGAUCAUGGGAUUUAUUUCAUGAAACUGUUAUCUCAGAGGAGCCUAUGAAAGGUGUUAGAUGUGAUUCUUGGGAUGAAUAUGUUAAGAAAAAAAACGAUAAAGAUGCAUAUGAUACGGUAAUUGGAUAUCCAGUUGAUACAUCUACUAGAGGUACAUUUUAUUUCGAAACUAACCCAGCAUCUCCUUACAUUAUGAAAAAAUUCUAA